This is a messenger RNA of Clupea harengus (Atlantic herring), 2061 nucleotides long. Its product is annotated as multiple epidermal growth factor-like domains protein 9. Gene Ontology annotation, biological process: animal organ morphogenesis; tissue development. NCBI's taxonomy places the organism in Eukaryota, Metazoa, Chordata, Actinopteri, Clupeiformes, Clupeidae. The record is from RefSeq and is a predicted model, not a curated record. The transcript has 6 exons. Bases 274 to 2031 code for a protein of 585 amino acids.
GACAACUUUGACCCCUCCCAUCUUCUUACCAUUGGUGGGAGGACAUGCCUAUCAUCCAGGAGUCACUUGUCUUGCAUGUGUUUGGUUGGGGUAAUGAGAGUAGUAGAGUAGGAUCUAGCUGUCAGACACUACAGUGUGCCUUGGGAUCUGAACGAGCAACGAGAAGUGUAGGAGUCUAGUACGGCACUCUACUACGAGGGCAAGGAGCAUCCAAGAAACACGCGCCCGCAGGAUUACUUUACGGAGGCUCACAUGGGGAGUUAAAAGACCAGCAUGAAGCGCACACAUUUAAAUAUGUUAGCAUCUCCGGGUUUUUGGUUAGUUGUAUUUUUGUGCGUAACUGAUUCAUCUCGUGCUGCACCUCGCGCCGGGGAUAACAAUGACUCGCGUAUCUCAAGGCGUCCGCGUGCGGUCUCCAAUGCGCCUUUGGAACUGUACAACACCACCACAAUGCCAAACCACUUACCUGAAGAUAAACCGGGGAUAUUAACACUUUCUGCAUUCUCCAUAACAACCAUGACCACCAGGACUAUAGGAGAAGCCAUAACCCCGUCCCCGACAACCACCCCAGGCACUUUUACAGAGUCAACUAAAACAAUGGAACCUACGACAAAACGCAGGGACGUAACUGCUGAAAUGAAAACCACAACAGAAGCCCAACAAGUUACAACUACUAUGUACCUUAGUAGUUCUAGUGCCUUACCGAGUAUUACUGGAAAACCAACUGAAUACGCGACACCGUCCGUGACUUCCAGCACAGGGAUCCUGAAAAGCACUGCUGUGCCACCUGUCCUUACCACUAUGGACAAUAGGCAAGAGCUGCAGUGCAACUGCAGCGCCGAGGGCUCUGUGGACCUUAGCGACUGCGACCUGGAGACGGGCCAGUGCGUCUGCCUGGAUGGCUACACGGGCCUGCAGUGUGACGUGUGUGAAGACGGCCAAUUCAACAACGGCUCCACCGGAUGCCUGCCCUGCGGAUGCGACUCCUACGGAGCUGUCGGCCCCCUCUGUGACAGCUUGGGUAUGUGCCAGUGUAAGACGGGUGUGUACGGGGACAAGUGUGACGACUGCCACCCGGGCUUCUUCCACUUCAGCAGCACAGGGUGCCAGCCGUGUCAGUGCAACAACCACACCAACUACUGCCACCCCCAGUCAGGCAUCUGCGUCAACUGCCAGGGCAACACCAAAGGCCCCGCCUGCGAGGAAUGCAAGUAUAAUUUCUACCGGACGCCCGGCUCGCCGCUCACAGACCUCUGCACUCCGUGCCCGUGCUCCAGCGUCACCUCCACUGGCAGCUGUCACCUUGACGAGAGCGGCACUCCAGUGUGCGACCAGUGCAAGCCCGAGUACCGCGGCCCCAACUGCGAGCAGUGCCGCGAUGGCUUCUACAACGCCGACAGCAUCUGCCUGCCGUGCAACUGCAGCGGGAACGCGGACCCUCGCUCGUCUCCACGCACCUGCAACCCCGACACGGGCCACUGCCUGAGCUGCAUCAACAACACCACGGGCCUGCACUGCGAGCGCUGCCGCGACGGCUUCACCGGGGACCCACUCACACGCACCUGCAGAGCCAUAGUCAUCCCUACUCCUGAGGUCCGCACUACUCCCUCCCCCCCCCGGAGAAGCACCAUGAGCUCCCCCAACGGCACCUCCCUCCCCCCGGCCACGAGCACCACCCCAGGCCAGGCCCUCCUCACCACGCUGGGUCCCCCGACGGACAACACCACGGCCUCGCUGGACGGCGUCUCCUGGACCCAGUUCAACAUCAUCGUGCUGGCCGUCAUCAUCGUGGUGGUGGUGGCGCUGAUGGGCGUGGCGGGCGGCGUCUACACGUACCGCGAGUACCGGAACCGCAAGCUCAACGCGCCCUUCUGGACCAUCGAGCUGAAGGAGGACAACAUCAGCUUCAGCAGCUACCACGACAGCAUCCCCAACGCCGACGUGUCGGGCCUGCUGGAGGACGAGGGCGGAGACGUGGCGCCCAACGGACAGCUGGCGCUCAGCAGCCCCGCCAACCUCUACCAGGCGUGAGGGUCGCCCACUCACCACACAGACAGACAG